GGCCGCUCCUACAGCAGCGUUUGCGCCCUCCACCUGCACAGCUGGCGCGCCGUCCACGCCGGCCGGGAGCGCGUCCGGAAGACCCACGACGGCGAGUGCAAGCUCGCUCCUGCUAUCGUUGUGCCACCCAAAUGGAUUCACAAUGUAACUGGAGCGCAGGUCUACCUCUCCUGUGAAGUCAAAGCAGUCCCCACUCCCAUCAUCACCUGGAAGAAGGUCACAGAAUCCCCAAAGGGAGUUAAGCUCCUAGAAGACUUGCCAGGAGACAGAGUCAACAUGGCCAUCCAGGUUCGAGGUGGCCCUUCGAAACACGAGAGCACAGGCUGGGUUUUGAUUAAUCCACUGACAAAGGAAGAUGAGGGUGUUUACCAGUGUCAUGCUACAAACAUGGUGGGAGAAACACAGGCAGAAGGAAACAUCAAGGUCCUAGAGCACAGUAAAAAUAAGAAGUCUCAUUUCCCAGGAUCAGAAGACAGGAAUUAGCAGCAAGGAAGAAGUGAUUUGACUACCUCUGAAGAGUCAGAGCGGAAGCACAGAUUAGAAACCAAUGAAUUAGUAAUUUGCUUUCUUACUUGCCGAGGACCAGGAAAAAAUGGCUCAAUAUUCUUGCUCUUGAUGGUCAGUUUUUACACCCUUUUCUAGAAUGCUAAUGAUUAUGGAUUGUGCUGUUAAUGUAACAAUUGCUCAAUAAAAGCAUGUUUUUAAAAAAAUA
Messenger RNA from Pogona vitticeps (central bearded dragon), 712 nucleotides. It is a transcript of the gene IGFBPL1, whose product is annotated as insulin like growth factor binding protein like 1. Gene Ontology annotation, cellular component: extracellular region. Gene Ontology annotation, molecular function: insulin-like growth factor binding. Gene Ontology annotation, biological process: regulation of cell growth; regulation of signal transduction. The record is from RefSeq and is a predicted model, not a curated record. NCBI's taxonomy places the organism in Eukaryota, Metazoa, Chordata, Lepidosauria, Squamata, Agamidae.